Molecule: messenger RNA, 1354 nt
Organism: Arabidopsis lyrata subsp. lyrata
Lineage: Eukaryota; Viridiplantae; Streptophyta; Magnoliopsida; Brassicales; Brassicaceae
Product: auxin-responsive protein IAA32
Exons: 4
Coding region: 473-1222 (249 amino acids)
Biological process (GO): regulation of DNA-templated transcription
Cellular component (GO): nucleus
Molecular function (GO): protein binding
Source: RefSeq, a predicted model, not a curated record
AAGAAUAUAUGUCUGGCUUCUUCCUAUCCAUGGGAGCAUAGGUACAGAUAUUAAAUCAUGUGUGUGGUCUUGCUAAAGUACACACAACCCUACAACUUCUCAGAGACAAGGUGUGGGUGAAAAAGGUAGUGACAAAAACCACCUGUCUUGCAAUUUACCAACAUAACUAUCUCUUUUGAAAGAGAUAGCAUUUGUAUCUUUACCUAAACACCAAACUCAAUCCUUUAUCUCUCUCUCUCUAUCCAUACCUUCGAUUCAAGAUAUUUUACUAGUCUCUCACAAGCAACACAGAGCCUCCCACCUUGAAUCGAGUUGCCAAUAGUCUCAAAUAUAUUUCUGACAGAGUUCACUGAGUUGAGAUGUGAUUUUUGUGCAUCAGAAGCAUUGGCUGGCCUGGUUGGUUUACAAAAUCUGAACCAAAUCUCUCUGUGGUCAGCUCCCCAUCCCUUGCUUCAAAACCAACUGGAUCUUAAUGGGUUUUUCUUGUCUUCUGUCUCUUUCCUGUCUGCAAUUCUGUCUUUUUUUCUUAAACUCUUCUGACACUCUUUUAGCAUCAGCUUCAUGCUAUAAAUCUUUAUCAAUGAGCUCUCUUUCUCUCAUCCCACUUUCCCUUCUCUGCAUCUGUAGACGUAAAGAAGCAUCAAUGGACCCAAACACAACUGCAGACUUCUUCCAAGGGUCUUCCAAGUUUCAUACAUAUUACUCGCAGACUAAGAAGGGUGGUGGGGUAAUCGAUCUAGGCCUCAGCCUUAGCACCAUACAACAUGAAACUUACCUCCCACCGGCGCGAGUGAUAGGUCUCGACGGGUAUGGAGAGCUCAUAGACUGGUCGCAGCAGCCCAGCUAUAGAAGCAUUACACAGUUGAAGAGUGAGGACACUGGUCACAAAAGACUUGCCCAUGGAUAUUACAAUAAUGAAGAAGAGAGCAGAGGAAAAUAUGCUUAUGUAAAGGUAAAUCUGGAUGGCCUAGUGGUAGGGCGAAAGGUUUGCCUUCUCGAUCAAGGAGCUUACUCAACUCUUGCUCUUCAGCUCAAUGAUAUGUUUGGGAUGCAGACCGUGUCUGGAUUGAGGUUGUUUCAGACUGAGUCUGAGUUCUCUUUGGUCUACAGAGACAGAGAAGGUAUUUGGAGGAAUGUUGGUGAUGUUCCAUGGAAGGAGUUUUUGGAAAGCGUGGAUCGGAUGCGAAUCGCAAGAAGAAACGAUGCUCUUUUUCCCUUUUAAGCUUCAAAGUCCAAGCUUCUCCUCUUCUGGGGCGUUCACUGUUUAUCUAAGAUCCAAAUUAUCUCACUUGUGGUUCUAAUAUUCAAUAUCUGAUGUAACGGGAGCUUUAAGCUAUAAAUACGAUUAUGAAGA